Striga asiatica is the source of this 2599-nucleotide messenger RNA. Lineage: Eukaryota; Viridiplantae; Streptophyta; Magnoliopsida; Lamiales; Orobanchaceae. The record is from the annotation of a GenBank genome assembly.
AUGUCAUCUGCAGUUCAAUUUUACUCGGCAGAACUGUUCACGGUACCUAAGAAGAAGAAGUUACCUGAAGAUACUCUUGUUUCAAUAGUAAAGUCAUCUCUCUCUCAUGUCACUGUGAAGUACAACAAUCUUUAUACCUGCGGUACACCACGGACAGCGACGAUCAUACAAACCGACACUUGCCGGCUGGGGCCUACAUACCGUGCGCCACCGGCGAACAAUUUCCAGAUGAGUAGAUCACUGGCUGCCGUUCUAUUACUGUUUGUGGCCACGACGACGUCGUUCGCCGCGUUGGAUGAUUCGACCCUGUCCGAGGGCAGAUUCGACCCCGCCACAAAUGCAACCAGCAUCGAGUCCAAUGGGAAUAAGACUGCUCAGAAGGAGGAUACAUUCGCUGACAUGAUCGAUCGCGCGCUUGAGAAAGAGUUCACGGAGAACGAGGAUCAAAAUGAAGCGAAUGAUGCUGGUAGUUUCAACAAUAGUGUUGCUGAGCAGCAGGCUGUAUUGGAAACUGUAGCUAGAGUCAAGUCUAAGAAAAAUGAGACAAAGGAGGAAAAAUCCUUUAAAUUUCACCAAGUUUUCAAUCUGAACAAUGACAAUGGAGCCGAAGAGAUUCCAACAUUAAUUGAUCGAAAGGAUAAUGUGUUUAUCAUAUCAAAUUUUAAAUCUAAAUACCCAGUGCUGCAGUUGGACUUGAGGCUCAUAUCGGAUCUGGUUGUUGUCAUUGUCUCUGCAACAUGUGGUGGGAUUGCUUUUGCUUGUGCUGGACAACCGGUUAUUACCGGAUACUUACUAGCGGGAUCAGUUGUAGGACCUGGUGGUUUCAAUGUUAUCAGUGAAAUGGUGCAAGUUGAAACAGUUGCUCAGUUUGGUGUGAUUUUUCUUCUUUUUGCUCUGGGCCUGGAAUUCUCCACAACAAAGCUUAGAGUUGUUCGUGCAGUUGCUAUUCUUGGAGGGUUACUCCAAAUUCUCCUUUUCAUGUGCCUGUGUGGAAUUAUAGCUUCGUUAUGUGGUGGUAGAUGUUCUGAGGGUGUAUUUGUCGGUGCCUUUCUCUCGAUGUCCUCUACAGCAGUGAAGUUUGCCCUUAUUCAUCAUGACUUAUUGAAGGUAUACAAGUUUCUGAUGGAGAAGAACAGUACUAAUGCUCUUCAUGGUCAAGUGACUAUCGGCACUCUGAUUUUACAGGACUGUGCUGUGGGGCUAUUGUUUGCUAUGCUUCCAGUUCUGGGUGGAACUUCUGGUAUUAUGCAAGGCGUAAUUUCUAUGACUAAAUCGAUAUAUAGAAUGCAUGCUCUGAUUAGUUCAUCGCCCAGGUUGGUGGUGUUGAUUGCUUUCUUGGCAGUUUUGACGAUAUUGUCACGGACUUGUGUACCCUGGUUUCUAAAACUAAUGAUAAGUUUGUCAUCCCAGACUAAUGAGCUUUAUCAAUUGGCUUCAGUGGCAUUUUGCCUACUCGUGGCCUGGCCUGUAUGGUUUCAGUGUAGUGACAAGCUUGGUCUGAGUUUAGAGUUGGGUUCGUUUGCUGCUGGAGUUAUGAUAGCAACGACUGAUCUUGCUCAACACACUCUCGAACAAGUUGAACCUAUUCGGAACAUGUUUGCAGCUCUCUUUUUGGCUAGCAUUGGGAUGCUAAUCCAUGUUCAUUUUCUGUGGAACCAUGUUGAUAUCUUGUUUGCAUCAGUUAUAUUAGUGGUCGUUGUUAAGACUCUAGUAAUUUCUGGAGUUGUCAAGGGAUUCGGCUACAACAGUAAAACCGCAGUUCUUGUUGGGAUGUCUUUGGCACAAAUAGGCGAAUUUGCCUUUGUACUGCUUAGUCGUGCCUCAAAUCUUCAUCUUGUUGAGGGGAAAGUGUACCUGCUGCUUCUUGGAACGACAGCUCUCAGUCUGGAAUGGUACUCUGAGGAGAGGAUUAUUUUUAAACUAAACGGGGAAUAUCUUAAUGGGUAUGGAAUAUUUACAUUCAAAGUCCUACAGGUAACCACCCCAUUGCUUUUCAAGUUAAUACCAGCAGUUAUGCACCUUGGCAUAUUAUUACGCUGGUUCUCAUCUGAAAGUCCAAAUGAGAUUGGAUUUAAAGGAGACAAUCUCAGAUCGGACAGUACUAAGCAGAGAAUUGCUUUGAUAUCCAAGGAUCUUUUGAUACACGAAGGAUGAUGAUUAAAUUUAGUUGUAACGAUUCCACUUAUUUUACCUUGGUAAAAAAGAGAACUUUUACCUCAUGCUGAGAUUAAGACUAAUGAUGGCCCGAUUGAGAUUGUCGGUUCCCUGCUCGCCUCGUAGCCAAGUCCAUCUGAUCGUGAAAUGUUCUCUAUUAGUUUCUGUCAACCAAAUUAGUGAAAGACAAGGUGAUACGAGCAUCGAAAUCAGACUCUCAAGGAAGUAAUCUAACUGAUAGAAGAACGACUAACAAUUGCAGCACUGUUCUUUUCUACCUUUUUUCCCCAUUUUUGGUCCUGAAAUGUAAUAUAAUUUAUUUAUUUUUAGUCACAUUUUGUUUUGUUUGUUAUCCCUUCUUUUAUUUNUUGUAUCUUCAUUGUAAAGCUUUCAUCUGCAUUGCUCCAUUGACCGGAAUAAGACAUUAUGCUGUACAUAAUGCUUG